Exophiala bonariae is the source of this 882-nucleotide messenger RNA. RefSeq lists its product as uncharacterized. Bases 1 to 882 code for a protein of 293 amino acids. The transcript has a single exon. The record is from RefSeq and is a predicted model, not a curated record. Lineage: Eukaryota; Fungi; Ascomycota; Eurotiomycetes; Chaetothyriales; Herpotrichiellaceae.
AUGUAUCAGAACAAACCUGAAUGGUUCAGUGCACCUAGAGACGUGCUUCCGGACUCGACCAUUACUCCAGGGAGGCUUAUUGUCGACCCACGGACCCCUGAAGGACCACCAUAUCUGGAUGCAGCCUUGCCUGUCCCCGUCACAGAUUUGAGGAUCACCAACUAUCCGUAUAAGAACAAGAAGGAAGAUGAAAAGGGUGGAUCGUUUGGUCUCUUCGCAUCUUUCAUGUCAGCUUUCGGGGUGGGCGGAGACCUGAGUGGAAACCUCAAGAGUGGUAGAUCCCUCGACAUUGAGGUAGAUCGACUACAGACAGUUAUGUUCGAUCCUUCGGCUGAAUACCUUGAACAAACAUUGAAUGCGCCAAAGAAUCUAGCGUACUUGAGAGAUCAGCGAUUCAAGAGGUCGUUGUACCUUGUAACAGGCGUCAAAACCGCCUAUGGGGCAAAACUAACCAGGUCGAGAUCGGGACAGAAAGGAGGGGAGGCAAAGAUUGGAAUUAGUCCCAAUGUUCCAGGCCUCGAAGUUGGGCCAACUUUGUCCUUUACACAGACUUCCCAAGUCACCGAGACCAUCCAAGGUCCGACUGAUUUCGUGUUUGCUUAUCGCCUCAACAAGUUGCAUUAUUCACGAACAAGGAGCAAAUACGUCCAGCAAAAAUUCACCAGUGGGGCACUGUACUCGGACGAAGUGGAUCUCGACAACCAUGAAGAUGAGGAAGAAGCAGCCGAAUCGGAGGGUGAAGAAUUUGCGGAGGUUAUGGGUGGGUUAGAAGAUGAUGAUGCAGGUCGAGCAGAGUUCAAGGUUUCCGGGGAGACUGUUUUUGAUGAGGAGGAUGGAGAACCUUGCAUCAUCAUAUUGCCAGAAGGAUCGAAACAGAGUUGA